Molecule: messenger RNA, 2412 nt
Organism: Nerophis lumbriciformis (worm pipefish)
Lineage: Eukaryota; Metazoa; Chordata; Actinopteri; Syngnathiformes; Syngnathidae
Source: RefSeq, a predicted model, not a curated record
AUGCCCCACAGAGCAAGGAGGAGCCGCAAUCUGUUCCGCAUUUUGCUUCCGGCCUGCCUGCCCACGUUCCUGGCACUGAGGGUCGGGGAGCUGGGGAGUUCAGAUGGGCCACCGCGCAACUGGAAGGGAAUUGGGAUCGCCUUGAUGGUGAUCCUGGCUGUCAUGUCAUUGGUCAUUCUCUCCGUCGCUCUCCUCACUCCUGAUGAAUCUCAAUUGUUACGCCGCUCCCUUCUCACCAUGGAAGACCUGGAGAGUGAAGAGUUCAAAGUUCACGACCCCUGUGUAUCCUGGUUGACAGAAAAUGAAGUAGUUCUGCGCAGCAAAGAAGGACAUGUUUUGUCGUUCAACCUCAACUACAACCUGACCACCACACUGUUGGACAACGCCUCACUGGACCUGAGUGCCACAAAAUUCCAAGUUUCUUCAGACAAGCGCUUUGUGCUCCUGGCUUACAAUAUUAAACCGGUGUUCUCUCAGUCCUUCACAGGCACCUUUGCUAUCUACAGUGUGGCCACUGGGGAUCGACUAGAGCUUAGGCCACCACUGACAGAGGAUGCUAAUUUGCAGUACGCUUCAUGGGGACCUCAGGGGAACCAGCUGGCUUUUGUUUUUGAUGGAGACAUCUACUACAAGUCCAGUGUGACCAGCCAAGCUCUGCGUCUCACAUCCACUGGCGACCGGCACCGUGUGGUAAACGGGCUUUCAGACUGGACCUACGAAGAGGAGGUACUUUUGUCUUACGCUGCCAACUGGUGGUCACUGGAUGGCGCCCGGCUGGCUUACCUCAGCAUCAACAACUCUGCCACACCCCUUAUGGAAAUACCACAAUUUUUGGGGGGCCUGUACCCCUCUAAUUUAAUCUUCCCCUACCCCAAGGCUGGUUCCAAUAUCCCAUCUGUUAGCCUGUUUGUUGUGAAUCUGUAUGGGCCGGCCCACACGGUGGAGAUGAUGCCCCCUGAUGCAGUCAGAGCCAGAGAAGGCUACAUCUCCAUGGUGACAUGGAUCAGCAGCACCCGCCUGGCAGUUCGUUGGUUGAACAGGGCCCAGAACCAAUCGGUGCUUUGCGUUUGUGAGGCCACCACGGGGGCAUGCUCGGAGAAACACAAGAUGACCUUGGAUAUAGUUCACAGGCAAUGGCAGUCUAUGCAGGAUGUGCCUCUAUUCUCAGAGGAUGGCUCUGUGUUCUAUGCCAUCCUGCCUGCCAAGCAGGGCGCCCGUGGAGAGUUCAACCAUAUCGCCACUCUGUCAGCCCAGCCCACAAUUCCCUCUAUCCCUCCUCGUUUUUUGACAUCUGGAAGCUGGGAUGUCACCUCACUUUGCGCCCUGGACGAGAAGGCUGGAAAAAUCUAUUUCCUGAGUACAGAAGAAUCCAGACAAGGCAGGCACCUUUACAGCGUGGAUGUGGACGGAGCAUUUCACCGCCAGUGCAUCACCUGUAACCUCCUCGAUGGAUGCAACUUCUUUCAAGCCGAUUUCAGUCCUAAUUGCACCUAUUUCACUCUCCGCUGCCUUGGUCCAGGGAUUCCGAGAGUAUCAGUUCACUACUUAAAGGACCCCUCUAGAUAUGUUAUCUUGGAGGACAACACUCCCCUUUCCAAAGCCCUGGAAGACAAACAUCUCCCUGAGACUCUGUUCAGGACCUUUUCUGCGGACACCCAUGAUGUGCACCUGAAAUUAUCUUUACCGCAAGGUUACGAGGCUAACCUCCACCCGCUGCUUAUCAUUUUAGACAGCCUUCCCAGUAGUCAGUCAGUGACAGAAGAGUUUGCGCUUGACUGGCCUCAGGUCCUCUGCAGCUCACACAAUGUUGCGUUGGCGUGGGUGGACAGCCGUGGACAGAAGACCUCCACCUCAGACCCCCGUAGGCUUGGUUCACUUCAAGUCAAAGAUCAUUUGGAAGUUGUAGAGCUGUUGAUGAAGCUGCCGUUUAUUGAUGAUCGCCGCAUGGCUCUUUAUGGCAAGGCAUUUGGUGGACACUUAACUCUCAAAAUGUUAACUGCAACAGAGAAGCUCUUUCAGUGCUCAGCUGCUGUGGCCCCAGUAACUGACUUUAGGCUUUACAGUGCCGCAUUCUCCGAGCGGUAUCUCGGUCUUCCAACAAAGGAGGAGCAUAUUUACUCGACUGCCUCUCUGUUGGAGGAGGUCAGCAAACUGAAAGACGAAAACUUUCUUAUUCUACACGGAACUGCAGAUGCUAGGGUCCACUUCCAGCACAGUGCAGAGCUCCUGAGCCGAUUGGUCAAGGUAGAGGCCAACUACUCCCUGCAGUUGUAUCCAGAUGAGGGUCACUCAUUGCGGGAACCGCGCAGCAUUCAGCACUUCCAGCGCACAAUUGUGAACUAUAUUCAUAACUGCUUCAAGCACGAAGCCCUCUCAUAUACAGCUGAGGAUGACGAAGAGGAGGAUGACUGA